AUGACCGUUACAGAAGCACAUGCUGCAGGCUGUAGUGGGGUGAAGGACGCUGGCAGCAGUGUUAAUGGCAGUAGUGACGUAAAUGCGGGUGUUGUGGCCCCGCCCCUUCGCCUUGUGAGUGGAGCUCUCCUGCUGCACUGCUAUCUGCAGGGUUUAUGGGCGGGGCAUAGCUCAGGUAGAGACGCUCAGGUGACGGCAGAGCGACUGCAGAGCUGCUCACUGCAAGGCAGGAGGCAGCGUGUCGCCGUGUUGCUGCUGCGGUCAGAGUGGGACUACGUGUCCAGUCUUGGUCAGUUAUACGACAAAUACAAAACUCCAUCUGCAGCAGCCAGCAGCUCAGAGCUACAGAAGGCAUUUUCGAGGCAUGUGGAUCAGAUGCUGCAGCGUCACCUGCUGUUCAGGAACUGUCUAGAGGAGCGUCUGGCGCUGGACCAGAGGAGCUGGGCUGUGGGAGACGCGUUUCUCAAACUGACCGGGCCGGAGAACUCAGCAUUCUGUGACGCGUAUCUUGGCUACAUAGCCGCCCUGGCAACCAUCCUGACCACAGAGUUCAGCAGAGAACAGCCGGACAAACCGCAACACACACAGGCAGGAGAUCCUUCACACACACAGCAAAGAUCACCUGCACUCAGAGUCGGACGGCUGCAGGUGUAG
This is a messenger RNA of Colossoma macropomum (tambaqui), 654 nucleotides long. RefSeq lists its product as uncharacterized. The transcript has 6 exons. NCBI's taxonomy places the organism in Eukaryota, Metazoa, Chordata, Actinopteri, Characiformes, Serrasalmidae. The coding region runs from base 1 to 654 and encodes 217 amino acids. Gene Ontology annotation, molecular function: guanyl-nucleotide exchange factor activity. The record is from RefSeq and is a predicted model, not a curated record.